ACCAAAUCCUCAGUGCCCAGAGGCCCUAUCCACACCCAGGCCGCUCCCGCCCACUUCUGCUUUCCUAGGCUGGCUGGAGGGCGGAGUUUGGAUGCUGGGGCUGGGUUCUAUUUGAGCUGCGUAGCCGAUGCUGGUCUAAUCCUUGCAGGUGACCGCUCCAGCCGCUCCAGGACAAGGACAAAAGCCACCACAUUAGGAAAAUGGCCGACGGAUUUUCUCUUAAUGAUGCCUUAUCUGGGUCUGGAAAUCCAAACCCACAGGGCUGGACACAAGGUCCUUGGGGAAACCAACCCCCUGGUAGUGGGGCAUACCCAGGAUAUCCUGGAGCCUACCCUGGUGCAGGAGCACCUGGGGCCUACCCUGGUCAAGGAGCACCUGGGGCCUACCCUGGUGCAGGAGCACCUGGGGCCUACCCUGGCCAAGGAGCACCUGGGGCCUACCCUGGUGCAGGAGCACCUGGGGCCUACCCUGGUCCAACAGCACCUGGGGCCUACCCUGGACCAGCAGCACCUGGAGCCUACCCUGGUCCGACAGCACCUGGAGCCUAUCCAGCUCCAGGACAGCCUAGUGCUCCUGGAGCUUAUCCUCCUUCAGGGCCCAUGGUUACCCCUGGUGGACCAACACCUGCUGUGGGAAGCCCAAUGGUAGUGCCUUAUGAUCUUCCCUUGCCAGGAGGAAUUAUGCCUCGCAUGCUAUUGACUAUUAUGGGCACAACGAAACCUAAUGCAAACAAAAUUGUUUUAGAUUUCAAGAAAGGGAAUGAUGUGGUUUUCCACUUCAAUCCACGCUUCAAUGAGGACAACAGACGAGUAAUUGUUUGUAAUUCAAAAUUCGACAAUAACUGGGGAAAGGAGGAAAGACACUCUGCGUUCCCAUUUGAAGCUGGUAAACCAUUCAAAAUUCAAGUUCUUGUUGAGAUUGAUCAUUUCAAGGUCGCUGUCAACGAUGCCCACUUGUUGCAGUACAAUCAUAGAAUGAAAAAUUUCAAUGAGAUCACCAAGCUGGGCAUUUCUGGUGAUAUCAACCUUACCACUGCCUCACAUACUAUGAUAUAAAUGUAAAGGAUCAGAAAGAUUUUUAAAGGAAUUUUCCUGUAAAACAUGCUUCCUGUUCAUUAUGGGGGAAAUCUUAAAGGUACUCAUACACCAUUUACUUUGUCAUAACCACACAAAAUUUAAUAAAAAUGUUCUUACAGUAA
Dromiciops gliroides (monito del monte) is the source of this 1198-nucleotide messenger RNA. It is a transcript of the gene LGALS3, whose product is annotated as galectin 3. Gene Ontology annotation, cellular component: nucleus; immunological synapse. The record is from RefSeq and is a predicted model, not a curated record. NCBI's taxonomy places the organism in Eukaryota, Metazoa, Chordata, Mammalia, Microbiotheria, Microbiotheriidae. Gene Ontology annotation, molecular function: carbohydrate binding; IgE binding; laminin binding. The transcript has 6 exons. Gene Ontology annotation, biological process: positive regulation of calcium ion import; positive chemotaxis; neutrophil chemotaxis. The coding region runs from base 201 to 1055 and encodes 284 amino acids.